Paramacrobiotus metropolitanus is the source of this 1821-nucleotide messenger RNA. RefSeq names its product annexin A5-like. The record is from RefSeq and is a predicted model, not a curated record. Gene Ontology annotation, molecular function: calcium ion binding; calcium-dependent phospholipid binding. Gene Ontology annotation, cellular component: cytoplasm. The transcript has 9 exons. The coding region runs from base 494 to 1498 and encodes 334 amino acids. Lineage: Eukaryota; Metazoa; Tardigrada; Eutardigrada; Parachela; Macrobiotidae.
AUCCGGCUGGCAAAGAAAUUCCUCAUCAUUGUAAAAUUGGCCGCGGUGCACUGCACCAGCAUCCCUAUUGAUCCUUAUCCCAUUCUCCGCGUCUCCCUGGCACAUAACCAUACAAGAUCUCAUUUGACUAAUCAGAGACGACGGCGGGAUUUUGCCGGAGACGUUUAGUGUGCAGGUUGCACAUAUAUAUAUGUACAUAUUAUGUGUAUCUGUAUAUAUAUGCGCUGUCAUAUACUGCGCCCCUCGAAUGAGCCACCUACGCUGAUCGUGUGAGUAACAAACCUGUUUCCUCAUCACCCCAGUAGCAGCAAAUUACUCAGCGCUCGGUGUUGUUUUUUUCCGACGUCUUGUUUGGUCUGUGAGACGGUUAAAGGGCGCUUACAAUGUCAGAUGUGCGCCGUCGCGGAAUUUUAAAGACGCUGUGUAACAAGUGAUUGUUAAUUCAUAUCGGUACAAAAUCUAUAUACAGCGCACGGAGGAAUCUGCGCUUCCGAUGAUGAAGAACGGAUUAAUUAACCAUGAGGCGGUUAAUGGUGACAACAUGCUGUCGUCCGCUGACUAUGAACGGGAAGCCGAACGGAUACAUAAGGCGGUCAAAGGAUUAGGUACCGAUGAGAAGACCAUCAUUGACGCAUUAUCCCGGCUGAGAGUGGAGGAACGUGCGGAAUUACAGCGCGCCUACCGACGCCAGUAUAACAAGCCGUUAUUAGAUGUCCUCCGCUCGGAAACAUCCGGUGAUUUUAAAGAGAUUUUGGAAUUUUUAAUGCAAGACUCCAGUGAUACAGAUGCUUUCGUGUUACACGAAGCGUUAAAGGGAAAGAAGAAAGACAUGGAUUUGGUAAAUGGUAUUAUCAUCGGAAGUAAAUACGAGAACCUCGUAUUCGGAACGGAAAUUACUUACAGCCGAAAACAGAAUCGAUUAUUGAAAGACGAUAUUGCGUCGGAGCUGAAGCCCCGUGGCCAUCACCGGGAGCUUUUAUAUUGCAUUUUGAUGAAAGCCCGCGAAACCGACAACAUUUUGUCGGAUGAUCCGCUGUUCGAUGCACAGACUCUGUACGAGUGCGGUCCUAAGCAUGCCUACGCCAAUACGAGAAAAUACAUCGAAAUCCUAACCAAUCGCAGUAUUCCGCAUUUGCAUCAAGUAUUCGACAUUUUCCCUCAAAUUGCCGACGGAAUGACGAUAGAGGAAUCAAUCAAAUUUGAAUUCGAUGAUCCAAACGAACAGAAGGCAUUUUUAACGCUGGUAAAUUACAUAAGAAAUCCUUACCGGUUCUAUGCGGACCAGCUGCACAAUGCCUUUGUCAAAUCAAACAACCGGGCAUUAUCCAGAACCAUAGUGUAUCUGGCGGAUAAUCAUCUUCUAGAACGUGUGAAUCAAGAAUUUCAGCAAAAUUACCGCAGUUCUUUGGAAGUUGUCAUAAAGCGGGAAACAUCCGGUGAUCACAAACGUCUCCUCGUGGCGCUGCUGACAAAGCAUCAAGGACCGGAUCACUCCUGAUAUUACUGACAAAUGGAGCCUGAUUAAACUUCUAAUCACCUGCAUACAAAAACGUACAUUUUGGCACACUGCGCGCUUUUGCUGCAUGCUACCUCUGAUAAUUGUCGGUAUUAUUGUGCCCCAUGGGACCAUGCUCGGAUGACACAUAACUGCUAAUUAAUUUGUUUUAAUAGUAUACGGUAAUUAAUAUUAUGUUAUUACACUGAACUAGGGAACACUACGUUAGUGUGAGCAGCUUUAUAUUCGGCAUAUUUAUGAGUAUUUCAAAACAUACAGUUUGACGUUGAGUCUAAUGAAGUGAUCUUAAUAAAAUCUAUGCAGCU